Molecule: messenger RNA, 573 nt
Organism: Leishmania braziliensis MHOM/BR/75/M2904
Lineage: Eukaryota; Euglenozoa; Kinetoplastea; Trypanosomatida; Trypanosomatidae
Product: putative ADP-ribosylation factor
Exons: 1
Coding region: 1-573 (190 amino acids)
Biological process (GO): vesicle-mediated transport; intracellular protein transport
Cellular component (GO): cytoplasm
Molecular function (GO): GTPase activity; GTP binding
Source: RefSeq, a predicted model, not a curated record
AUGGGCAACAUCAUCUCCGGCUGGUUUGAGGGCCUCUUCAAGAACAAGAAGGCCAGCAUCGUGAUGGUCGGCCUCGACGCAGCAGGGAAGACAACAAUACUAGAGAAGCUGAAGCUCGGCACCUCGCGCGAGACGGUGCCGACGAUUGGCUUCCACGUCGAGUCGGUGGAUUACCGGAACGUGACGUUUCACCUGUGGGACGUGGGUGGGCAGAAGCGGCUGCGGGCGCUGUGGAAGAUGUACUACGAAGGCGCCAACGCUGUCAUCUUCGUCGUUGACAGCAAUGACCGCGCACGUGUCGGCGAGGUGCGUGACGAGCUACGAACACUCUUGUCCGACCCGCUACUGUCCGGCGCAGCUUUACUGGUGUUAUGCAACAAACAGGACCUGCCGCAGCGGCUGACGCCUGCGGAGCUUGUAGAUGGGCUAGGUUUUCGCGACCUCUCUGACAAGGGCCUGGGACGCUACCUGGCUGGCCACAAGUGGUAUGUGCAAGGAUGCUGCGCGCACACAGGUGAUGGCCUGUACGAAGGACUGGACUGGAUGUGCUCCCAUCUUCCAGACAAUGUUUAA